GACUUUCCUUCAUGAAUGCUAAGCCUGUGGCUGUUUUUGUAUGUUUUUAUCUUCCCGUAAACACUCCCUCCCUCGCCCCCCUCCUCCCUCGCCAUAUUCCUGUUUGUUUUUGCAGGGUACCGAAAUGGCUGGUGACAAUGAUGUGCCUGCCGAGGCGAGGCUUACGAGUCAUGAAGCCGCAGGUUGCAGAGGGGGUGAGCAAUGUGUGACAGGUCGUGCCGGUGGGAACCUUCAAGGAAUGAUGGAUGAUGAGAAUGACGAUGUCGUCUUUGUGGCAGCGAAAAGAUGGUCGGUUGACAUGGACACUAAGCAAACUGAACGGCCGUCGCUUCUACUUCAGAGAGAAGUUCAGACGGUACGGAAAAGAGGUCAAAAGAAGAGGCAGUGUUGGAUGGAAGAAUCGGGCAGCGCUGACUGGGAUGAACAGUGCAACAGUCCCUCUUGUGGACCGCCGAUGAGUAGGAGGACGACAGAUUCAUGCGUCUCUUGUGAAGCUGGUGCAAUGAAAAGCAAUGCAUCGUGUCGUUUAACGUCAUCCGAGAAUUGUUUCGGAACGAGUUUCGACGAAGCAACAGGUUGCUCAACAGGAUCUGUGGCUGGCCGCCAUUGUGAUGGGGGCAUUGACAACACGACAUCAGAGUCGCGAGAAUGGGGAAAUUGCCAGUCUGAGAGCGACUGCAGUUGCAUGGCAAUGUCCCCAAGCACUGCAAGCUGUGGCAAAUGUUCUGGAGUCUCGAUGUCAUCGCAAGGAGAUCGAUCCAAGGCCCGAGCAGAUCUCUCAUACGACAAAAGCAGUAAUGUGACCAGUGUGGCAAACAGCGGUGAGCAUUCUGGACCCUGUGUCGAAGAAGUAACCCAACGAAGGUCCUCACGGAUGCGGAAGAAGACAAUGACUUCUCAGUCAGAUGGCAUUUGGUAUGCAGGGGAGCUGGUAUUUGAGCGUAGGAGGGCUGUUCACAAACUCCAAACUAAAAAGAAGCCUAAACAAGGAGAGCACACAACCCUUUCGGCGAAUAGGAAACGAGCGACAGCAAGUGAGCCCGAGUCUGCUAACCAAUGCGAGAACAAAAGCCGCAUCUGGAGGAACAGACGCUGUGAACCAUCUCCUACUCCCCUGUGUAAUUCUACCGUGCCACAGUCCAGCGAUUCGUUCCUCGAAAGCGAAGACGAUAGAAAGGAUCUCAUGGAACUGCGUCUACGGAGGAUGACUGCGCUGGCAACGGUGGUCGACAACAUCAUCCGCCAGGAGAAUGUGCAUUUCUUCACUGAUAGACCUUUCCAGCUGUGUCUCUGAGCGAAGAACCGGAGAUCUGCCGACUACGACUGCCUGGAUUAGUUGCCACAGUCCUGAGCUGUUGUUACACCUUCCCCAGUGCGCCUCUGAAUGAACACAAAGCUUCCCGACUGCGGACGAUGUCACUUCUAAAGAUGGUCAAACCGGUUCAAAAAACAGGCGACGAACUACUUAAGAUGCCCAGCCCGCACCGUCAACUGCUGAAGAGAGCCGCACAUAGGAGGCUAUCGUCAUAGCAUCUUCCUUCGUCAGGGUUUGUUGCUACUAUGGAAACUGUCACGUAGGGUGGGAAGGCCACAGCGAAACACUGGCUGUGCCCCUACAGCCUCAAACAGCAGGCUUAAGCAACCAGUACAUCCGAGCCUCUUUUGUACGAGCCAGAUUCUCCCCCUGCGCGUUUUUGUUUUCGUUUUGGCUUGGCGCUGUCCACCAUUUUGGUCAGGUUGCCCCGAGCCUCCGAACUUUCUGGACUGAACGGAUCGUAUUUCUCAAGUUGUCCGGGGCCAUGUACUGGUGGUUGAAACGCCAGAAGGGCAACAACACCUGCAGAGAUUAACGUCAACGGGUUGUUGUGGACACCAGAAGGGCAACAACACCUGCGGAGAUUAACGUCAACGGGUUGUUGUGGACGCCAGAAGGGCAACAACACCUGCAGAGAUUAACGUCAACGGGUUGUUGUGGGCUUUUCGUGGAACGCCGAAGAUACAAUGUCGCAGAAGUUCAGUGGGAAGGAACAACUCCUUUUCCCUUUUUGAGGAUCAGUUUGUCCAUUGGAUCAGUUUGUCCAUCCCAGACGUCAACAAGCGGUUCAACGACACUUCCCAGAAAUAGUUUUCAGAAAUUCAGACUCAUUUUCAGAGGUGAAAUGGAGGCAAUGUGUCGUCUUUCACAACCUCCAGUAAGUUGGGCAAUGUUCACGCACACUACUGUCUUCCCCCGAAUAGAACGUACGGGAAUUAUGCCUGUAUGCAGGGCAACUUUCAGUCUAGAUACAGGGAUAAUGACCGUAUGUUCUAUUCGGGGGAAGGCAGUCGCGCUUUCCCUGACGACCAAUAUGGCCAGUUAUCAGUGGAAAAUUAUCCUGCUGUGCGUAGUACGCACUUAGUGCUGCUUGAUUUAGAAAUUAGAAACCCAAUCAAAGGCACCAUUUUCU
Molecule: messenger RNA, 2447 nt
Organism: Chara braunii
Lineage: Eukaryota; Viridiplantae; Streptophyta; Charophyceae; Charales; Characeae
Source: the annotation of a GenBank genome assembly